Oppia nitens is the source of this 1167-nucleotide messenger RNA. RefSeq lists its product as uncharacterized. Bases 1 to 1167 code for a protein of 388 amino acids. The record is from RefSeq and is a predicted model, not a curated record. The transcript has 3 exons. Gene Ontology annotation, biological process: transmembrane transport. Lineage: Eukaryota; Metazoa; Arthropoda; Arachnida; Sarcoptiformes; Oppiidae.
AUGAAUAGACAGUUAGUUUUGAUUGUAUUUACGGCAUUGAUGGCCAUAUCAACGGGACUGAUGCCAUACUCCCAGUCAUUACUACACUAUUAUCUCAGUGUUUUCGGCUAUGGUCUCGGCUCCGGUGUCUGGUUUAGUGCCUAUAAUGUAUGGAUAAUCGAAAUGUGGCCCGGCCAUCGAUCCGCACCUGUACUACAACUGUCCCAAUUUAUGUACGGUUUGGGUACUAUAUUCGGGCCGAUGCUGGAUCAGCCCUAUACAUUGGAUCAGUUGAUUGAUACGGAAAAUAUUGUACGCCGGGAUAAACUUCGCAUACCGUUCCUUAUAAUAGGCUGUUCCGAGUUUAUAGGUCCUAUCCUAUUGGCAAUCAUGUACUUAAUUAGGCCGUACGUUAUCAACAAUACCUAUGAUGAUGACAAUAGUAGACAACUGUCCCAUAAAAAUAGUAGCUCAUCAUCAUCAUCAUCAUCGACAACGACAACACCACCGCCACAAGCACCGGUAGAUACUACCAAUGGUUCAACCAAAAAAUCAAUAGUCCAAUACAAAAGUACCCGACUGGGUCAUAGUCUACUGGUGGGGCUGUUAUCCAAUUUGAUUGGUCUAGUAUUUGUAUCGGAUAAUAUAUAUCUGAAAUUUAGUGCCACCUAUUUCCAGUAUAUACCUAUGCAGCUAACGGCCAGCCAAUCGGCUACGUUGGUCACCCAAAUGGCCGUCUGGUAUACAAUGGGUCGGGCAAUAACUGUAGCCAUAUCCAUACGGCUGAAACCCCACGUAAUACUCAGCUAUCAUUGGCUGAUAUUGUUGUUGGGUUUAGCUAUACUAUCUGUUGGACACGACUACUACCACUGGCUAUGGUUGGGUGCACUGGUCGUCAGCUAUGGGUUUUCGGCACUAUUGCCGGCAGUGUUUGCCUACGCCGGCCAGUAUGUCGAGCUAACCAAUCGGUUGGCAACGGUAGUCAUAUUCAACUGUGGCCUCUAUAACUCGUUUCUACCCUAUCUACUGGGCCUGUAUGUUGAACUAUACCCCGGUAUCUAUUUGUUGAUAAUAUUGGUGAAUACAGUGUGCGGUUGUAUGAUAUUUCUAACCAUUUCACUGAUGACUACUACCACUACUACUACUAGUACUACUACUACUACUACUAAUGAUGGUUCAAAUGGAUAG